This is a messenger RNA of Puccinia triticina, 1362 nucleotides long. RefSeq lists its product as uncharacterized. Lineage: Eukaryota; Fungi; Basidiomycota; Pucciniomycetes; Pucciniales; Pucciniaceae. The transcript has 11 exons. Gene Ontology annotation, molecular function: 2 iron, 2 sulfur cluster binding. The record is from RefSeq and is a predicted model, not a curated record. The coding region runs from base 1 to 1362 and encodes 453 amino acids.
AUGAUCUUAAUCGGGAAGCUCGAUGAGCUGAACGCACACUCCCGAUUCAUCGUGUCCUUGCGCUCCAUCUCCUUGGAAUCGAAAUACCAUUCGAUCGUAAUUUACGGGGUCGAUAAAGAGCACCCUACGCCGAUCGGAUCCGACGUGGAUGCCGACACGGCGCUGGCGACAAGAUCACCAGACUCAGUCGCCCUGGCCUCUCACACUCGCGAAUGGCAUGCCAUGGAAGAAGAAUGCCCUCAUCUGGGUGCCUCGAUGGCUGAAGCUGAAAUCGAAAUCGAAGAUGACGGUGUGAUUGCGAUCUGUCCUUGGCACAAUUAUGAUUUCAACUUGCGAACAGGAGAAUCUUCUUCGGGCUUGACGGCAUGUGUCCUACCAACAGCGGUGAAAGAGGGCAACCUUUAUAUCGAACAUCCAACCGGAGCCACCGAUUGGACGCUCAUUUCAGUACGACCCGUCUCCCAACGAUUCGCGAUACCUAGUCUCGAUGCUGAAAAGCUAGAGAGCUCCAUCCAGUCACUCGAGCGACCUCGGCCGGAAUCGUUAGUAGAAUGGGGCGCUCUGAUCCUACGAACUGCGAAUCCGGAUUUGAAAGUCAACCUCACGCGGCAUGCCGUUGGAUUAUUCCGCAAGGGAGACAUCCCAAUCUUGCCUCUCUCAGCCACCCCCGAGCAAUUCGCACUCCCUCCUGAAACACCUUGUCGUGAAGCGGUCCAAAUGGUCCGGCCUGGCGAUGUCUUGAAAAGGGGCAAGGGAGGCAGCCUGGCUAAUCGAAUCAAACUCCUCCACGCUUUGGCAAAUAUCGAGUUGUGGGCCAUCGACCUGGCUUGGGAUAUCAUUACCCGGUUUGCUCAGGAAAAAACAAACGGAAAGGCAUUGCCGAGGGCAUUUUUCACUGACUUUGGCAAAGUCGCAGAAGAUGAAGCAAAACAUUUUACCUUGCUGAGGGAAGCCCUAAGGAGGUUAGGUAGCGAUUGGGGAGAACUGCCGAUUCACGAUGGUCUGUGGCAAUCCGCACGCGACACGUCACACUCUCUGAUAUCGAGAAUCUGCAUCAUUCACCUUGUACAUGAAGCGCGUGGUUUGGAUGUCAACCCCACACAAAUCAAGAGGGUUCGGGACGCAGGAGAUUUGGAGACCGCUCGAUCGUUGGAAAUCAUACACGCUGAUGAAGUGACCCACGUGGCAGCUGGUCAUCGCUGGCUCUGUUACAUCUGUAACAAUUCUGUACCCAAGACUGCACCGGUUACAGUCUUCCGGAACGAAGUGAAAACACAUUUUUUUGGGAAAUUGAAACCCCCGUUUAAUGUCGAAGAUCGGGCUAAGGCCGGUUUGGACCCAAGUUUCUAUGAAGACGUUUAG